CUGUGUAUUCUGUACAUACCCAAGCCAAGCCUCACAAUGCUGCAUUUGCUAAAACAAGUGGCUUUGAAAUUGUCAGUGAUGUCGCUGUUCCCAGACCUCCCUCUCUGUGGUGGACUCGCUCUGUGAGGCAGUGCAGCAGUCAGACGGCUCUGAUGGCAGAGCAGGGCAGGUGGAACUGAACAAGAGGAGAAACCAACAUCACCUGUCUGGGAAAUCUAGAACGAAGGAGGACAAAAAAAAAAAGAAGGAGGAGCAGUAGAGUCUUUGGAGAGCAGAGGUCUCGCUGUGUCUACCCACCCACCCCACCCCACCCUACUCUCUCUCUCAUAUGCACACACUCUCCCCUUGCCUCUCCCUCCCUGUUUGUCUCCUCCACUCUCCGAUGCUGGUGUGGUGAACAGCAGGACACUCUCGGCUGAGCUGCAUGGAGGCACAGGGAGGGGCAGGGAGCCCAGAGCCCAACAAAGACAUCCAGAAGCUGCUGAAGCCCUCCAGCUCAGGUGACCUAACCAAGGAGUUGUUCCACCACCCAGCAGGGGAGGAGGAGGAGGAGGGCAGCCUGUCAGGGCACACUGCUAGCCUGCUUCACAUCGCCGAGAAAAGACAACCACUGAGUAGUGUGUCUUCGUUGGAGGUACACUUUGACCUCCUGGAUCUGACUGAGCUGACUGACAUGUCUGACCAGGAACUGGCUGAGGUUUUUGCUGACUCUGAUGAGGAAAACCACAACGAGUCCCCAGCAGGUUCCCACCAGCCUGUGCUGCCCAGAGGAGGGUACAUGCGCUCCCCCUCGUGGACACGCUGCAGCAGAGUUGAGCACCCGCGGGAGAGAAAGCAUCACAGCGACUCGGACACCGCAGAGCCCUUAAUGAAGCUGGAGAGGCCAAAGCAACUGUGAUAUCUGUGAAACAGCCAGAGAGAGAAAACCCAGAGCAAGACAGACAGAAACAACCAGAGCGGGAACACAACGCGGACCAAAAGGCCUCCAUCUGCCACUAUGCACUCACAUAACAUUUGAGUUCAGGUUGAACUCUGGACAACUCUAACUAAAGAUGUUGAGAUGUGCAAUACACACACUCUCCUCCUCUCUCCCUCUCCUCUCUCUCCUCUUUCUCUCUCCUCUCUCUCUCUCUCUCUCUCUUCUCUCUCCCUCCCUCUCUCUCUCUCUCUCUCUCUCUCUCUCUCUCGCUCUCACACACGCACACAAUCAUUGUGUUUUUCAUGCAAGGGGUUCUUAAUGCACUGGGCUGCCAUACGAUUUUAAGCUCUUUUUUUUAUUGACAGACAGGGUAUGAGGUCAGCAGAGUAACAGCACCUCCAUCCUUACAACCUCUCAGGGUGGGAAAUAGCUUGCACAGUAAGAUUGGUUCUUAAAUUGUCUCCACAGCGUGUGGCCAGCGCUUCUAUGGUGAAGUUCAGACUCUGGGAUUCACAUUGAGUUACCAGGAUAUGAUUAGAAACAUAAAUCAGUCGAGCUGUUCAAUAGGAAAUAUCACGCUAAGGCUAUUUCUUAAUGUGUUGACUUGAAAAUGUGACAGGGUUUUUUCUGUUGCCUGCAAUAAAGGUAACUUGAUCAGUGGAUGUCAGUGAGGCCACACUCUUUAUAUCCAUCACACCGUCUCCAUCUUAAUGAAGAAUGUGUAUUAUUAUAAUUGCCUAAAUGAAAUCUUUUGCACUUCUCUCACUAAAUUGUAUUUAGUGCACCCCAGAAUUAUUGGCAUUUGGUACAGAUGACACACAAGAGUAACAGACCAAGUAGCAAGCUAUAUGCGGUACACUUUUCCAUACUCAAUCACUUUGUUUAAAUAAAUAUUCUCAUUUUUUCUAUCAUUAAAAAAAAAAAGAGAUGGUUGCCAGAUUUGCUGCUGCUGAAGUCAUUAGAGUAGCUCCUUUAAAGUUGGUAGAUGCAUUAACUUGU
Messenger RNA from Cottoperca gobio, 1918 nucleotides. It is a transcript of the gene dbndd1, whose product is annotated as dysbindin domain containing 1. The transcript is spliced from 4 exons. Gene Ontology annotation, cellular component: cytoplasm. Lineage: Eukaryota; Metazoa; Chordata; Actinopteri; Perciformes; Bovichtidae. The record is from RefSeq and is a predicted model, not a curated record. Gene Ontology annotation, biological process: negative regulation of protein kinase activity. Bases 425 to 898 code for a protein of 157 amino acids.